UGUAUAUCUGGCAUCUCUGCCACCGUGUUACGCUUGACGUUUAUGAAAAAAUCGCGUAAAACAACAUUGUUUGUCGCAGCUUUCAUCAACUGCGUAGUGUGUAAAUAUAUUUUCUCAGGUUUUCUUGCUGUUUCCGCUGUUUUCCUGUUAAUACUUGUUAAAAAACUUUAAUUUAAACCAACGGCAUUAUGUUCGGCACACCGACGCUCGGUGCCGCAUCAGCCUUCGGCGGGACAACGGCCGUAGCGCCGUCCAAUCCGAUGAAAGAUUUCGAAGUGACCUCUCCGCCGGAGGAUACAGUGUCAGCGAUGGAGUUUUCUCCGUCUACGCUCCAGCAAAACUUUCUGAUUGCCGGCAGUUGGGAUUGUAGCGUGCGCUGCUGGGAGGUGGAACAAACCGGGAAAACCGUCGGUAAAUCCAUCAAAACUAUGGGCGGUCCAGUGCUUGAUGUGUGUUGGGCGGACGAUGGCAGUAAAGUGUUCAUCGCAUCCGCGGAUAAGCAAGUCAAAUGUUGGGAUCUAGCCUCGGACCAAGUAGCUCAGGUGGCUCAGCAUGAUGCUCCGGUUAAAACUUGUCAUUGG
Messenger RNA from Wyeomyia smithii (pitcher-plant mosquito), 581 nucleotides. RefSeq names its product protein Rae1-like. Gene Ontology annotation, molecular function: RNA binding; ubiquitin binding. The annotation marks the transcript as partial. Gene Ontology annotation, biological process: transcription-dependent tethering of RNA polymerase II gene DNA at nuclear periphery; RNA export from nucleus. The record is from RefSeq and is a predicted model, not a curated record. Gene Ontology annotation, cellular component: nuclear pore. The transcript is spliced from 3 exons. NCBI's taxonomy places the organism in Eukaryota, Metazoa, Arthropoda, Insecta, Diptera, Culicidae.